Guillardia theta CCMP2712 is the source of this 5478-nucleotide messenger RNA. RefSeq lists its product as hypothetical. Gene Ontology annotation, biological process: signal transduction. The transcript has 3 exons. Gene Ontology annotation, molecular function: protein binding. Lineage: Eukaryota; Cryptophyceae; Pyrenomonadales; Geminigeraceae. The coding region runs from base 1 to 5478 and encodes 1825 amino acids. The record is from RefSeq and is a predicted model, not a curated record.
AUGUACGAGCACGGCUUCGCCUACUGCCCCAGCAAGGGCGUCAAGUACAGCAGCGGCGGCAAGACCCCCUACGCGCAGAGGAGGCUCAAGCCCGGGGACGUGAUCGCAUGCUCGCUGGACUGCGAGAGGCGAGAGAUCCGCUACUUGGUCAACGGGGAGGACCUGGGGGUAGCGUUCGGGGAGGAGGAGGUGACGGAGGAGGCGGUGGGGGAGGGGCUGAGGUUUACGGUGACGCUGGGGCCGGGGCAGGGGGUCAAGCUUGUAAAGGCGGAGGAGGAGGAGGAGGAGAGUGAGGGUCGAGAACGAGCAUGGGAGAUGUUAAGCUUUUACUAUGAGGGAGAAUGGUGUUAUCUGAGAGCCCUUGACCUUGAACUGCUAUCGUUCGCUCAUGUCAUAGUCAGGCUUCUUGUAAACAACUCUCAAUCUCAAGGCCUUGAGGUAUUGAGACUGAUGGGUGAAAACUCUUCUUUCUUGCUGUACGGCUCCAACUCAAAGGAGUUUCAGAUGACAGGAUCGCUCAUUGAUACGCUCUUAGAUGAAAAAGUUUUGAGUUCGACAUGUCUUAGUCAUACCAAAGAAGUGACGGUUGUCGAGGAGUUGAUCCAAAACCUUGAGGAGGUUGUCGGACAAGGGCUGAAGCCAUGGAUACAACUGAUCGCUCACAAACUUGUGAGACGCCGCAUGUACGAGCACGGCUUCGCCUACUGCCCCAGCAAGGGCGUCAAGUACAGCAGCGGCGGCAAGACCCCCUACGCGCAGAGGAGGCUCAAGCCCGGGGACGUGAUCGCAUGCUCGCUGGACUGCGAGAGGCGAGAGAUCCGCUACUUGGUCAACGGGGAGGACCUGGGGGUAGCGUUCGGGGAGGAGGAGGUGACGGAGGAGGCGGUGGGGGAGGGGCUGAGGUUUACGCAACGUUCACAACAAUCUUCAGAUGACUUGUCAAGAAACCUUAAAUGUUGCGUCUCUGAUUUCAUGCUCGACGAUCAGGUUGGACUCAGUUUCAAACAAAACUUUCAGAAGUUUUUCUUUGAACUUGAGUUUGAGGCAGCAGAAGCAACGAUGAUGAUAGAAUCAAGGAGCAGCAUCUUCAAGGCUUCUGAAGUUUGUCUUCCUCUCAUUCCUUCAUUGUACAUUCACAUGUGGUAUGCAAACAAGAUAUCCCAACUCUCUCUCGUUCGCAUUCAGCUCAGCGAUAUUCCAGCAGAGAUAUCUAUACUCAGACUGCAAAGCCUCGACGUGUCUGAGAAUCGUCUUAAUCACCUUUCUCCGUCAUUGUGUUUGGUGGUCACUCUCGAGAUUUUGAGGUGUAACAACAACUUCUUGUCGAUUCUCCCGGACGACAUCGGGCUGCUUGUCAAUCUUAUCAAGCUAGAAGCAGCUCAGAACGCCCUGUCCUCCCUUCCUGACUCGCUCUUCUCUCUUGCUCGCCUUGAGGACCUCGACAUCAGUGGCCCACCCUUGCCGAGAGAAAGGCUGUGCAGAAACUCAACAGCUGAGCUCGAGCUGGACAGCUUCCUCGGGUUCUUCCGUGAGGUUUCUUGCUGGGAGGAGAUCGUUGGACGGUCGGAGCAGGAGGAGAUGUUCUACCGACAUGCGCAGGAGGGAGUGGUAGCGAGGGAGAGGCUCGUUGACUUAGAGGAAGAGAUGCUGCACAAGUAUUGGAGGUACAAGGGACGGAGACACGAGUCGUUCUCCUUCGAUCCAGCCAUCCUGACCAUGCGGUCGUUGAGGCGCCUGAGCAUGAGGAAUGUUGGCAUUCAAGGUAGGCUCCUGAUACCUCGCCACGUCACCACGGGGAGCCUGGAGGAGGUGGACCUUUCGUACAAUCAGAUCAGCGAUGUGAGUUUGACCUCUCAGUCUCUGCGGGGCCUCAAGCGCUUCUGCUUGGAGGGCAACCGGCUGCUCAUCCCCGAGGAGGUGAAGAAGCGCGGAGAAGCUUCAGUCUUGAACUUCUUGAGGGGAAGGGCGGAAGCGAGUCAAGAGUCCUUCAAGCUGAUGCUGUUCCUGCACGGGCUGGGAGGCGUCGGAAAGACUUGCCUGCUCGCGGCGCUCAAAGGCAAAGAGUUUGACCCCGACGGCGAAAUGACGGACGGCAUUGAGAUCUCUUCUUGGAAGGUUAGGGUGGAGGAGGAGGAGGUCCAGUACCUCAAGCAAGCCUUGACCGAGAGCCAGCAGAAUCAGGUCAGCCAGAGGCUCAGUCGCAAGCGCAUCGAGGACUUGAUGGGGGUCGAGAUCGAGUUUGUGGUGCAUGACUUUGCGGGACAGGAGGUCUACUACAACUCUCAUCAACUCUUCCUUCACAACCGAGCUCUCGAGCUCGUCCUCUGGGACGUCCGGCGAGGGUUUGACAACAGCGGAGUUUGCUUCUGGCUGAACAACAUCAAGACCUGCGCUCCAAGAGCUGCGAUCAUCAUCGUGGGGACUAAGACAGAUGAGAUGGAUACGCCGCCUCUGGACCUGCACGCGCUCUCUCAAAAGUUCCCUCAGGUCAAGGCAUUUCACGCUGUGAGCUCGAAGACGAUGCGAGGGGUGGAGGACCUGAGGCGCCUGCUAGUCAAGCAGGCCCUGCUGGAGGAGCACGUGGGGCAGAGCAUACCUCACAAGUGGUCGAUCCUGGAAGACAUCAUCGUGCAAGAGGCAAGGUCGAGCAAGACUGGCUACGUUCGCUUCCCGACCCUCAGAGAGUGGGCCAGGUUGAGCGCCUUCAGCUCCGACGACGCCAUCGAGGACGCUGCCGAUUUCCUGCAUGACAUCGGGACGAUCGUGAGGUUCUCAGACGAGGACGCGAGGCUGACGGGGCUGGACGACGUUGUCAUCACAGACAAGCAGUGGCUGGCUGACGUCAUGAGCAGCAUCAUCACCUCCAAGUCUAGAGUUCACGUCCUGUCGCACGCAGACCUGUCCAGCAUGUGGCAGGCGUUUCCCCCUGACGUUCAUAGCAACCUCAUCGACCUGCUCAAGAAGUUCGACCUGCUGGUGGAGACUGACAGUCGGAGCUUCCUCGUUCCCUGCCUCCUCCCCCUUGGCGCCCCUAGAGGAGAAGACCUUGAAGCUUUCACCCUCAUCCCGGGAGAGCGGCUCUCCCUGUCCUACCGCACCUUCGCGCUCUCCUUCUGCCCCUACGGCUUCUUCAACCUCCUCCAGGCUCGUCUGCGUGACUUGGACGCCAGCAGGUUCCCCUGGUGCCGCGUCGGGAUGUGGCGGAACGGCAUGCCCAUCGCGUCGUCCUACCAUUCUCGAGGAGUUGUCAUACUGCACCAAGAGGAAAACAAGGUUGAAUGUACUUUCUCGGGAGAAGGAAAGGACAACUUGAUCAGCGUGGUAUCAGAGAGUAUCUUCAUCCUGCUCACCGAUAAGUAUCAGGUCACCUACGACGUCUUCUUGCCAUGCCAAGGCUGCUUGGACGUCUGCCCUCGCGCUCCUCACAUGUUUUCAAGCAACGUCACUCUCAAACGAGCCAUGCAGAAGCAUCAGAUCUUCUUGCAGUGCCACAAGGAGUUUCACAACAUCCCGGUCGCUCACUACCUGGCAGCCAUGCCCCAUUCGUCGCGAGUUUCUCAAGAGCAGCUGAGCUCAGUGCUGGAGGGCAUCGGCUUGUGGAAGGCAACACACAGGGCGCACGUGUACUUGAGCUAUGCUCGAGGGGACGAGGAAGCGUUGCGAGCAGGUCUGCGGGUCAAGGCUCUCCUCCUAGAGCAGCUCAUCGACGUCUGGUUCCCAACCCAUGACUCGCCGGAUGCCGUGAGAGCCAACGAGCUGGCCUUGUCCUCUGCUACCAUCGUCAUCGCCCUCAUCACCAAGCGGUACUGCCUCCCGCACGGGCUCGGGCUCAAGGAAAUUCAGUACGCGGUGGAAGUCAAACCCAAGCCCGUCAUCCCGGUGGUGGUGGAGGACGAGAGCCCGUCGUUUCCUCUCGCCUGGAUGACUAGCUCUGUCGGGCUCCACCUGUGCGGCCUGCUGUACGUCGACCUGAGGGCGCGGGACGAGGAGCAAUUUUCACUCGUUGCUCGAAGAACACAAGCGCUGCUGGCUGCUUCUGGAGUCAGAGGUGGCAGGAGCAGCGAGCACUUCGACUUCAUGAUCAGCUACAGCUGGUCCAACUGCGACAACGGGGAGGAGGCAGGGGAGGAGGGCGAUACGAGGAGGGAGUUCUGGAGCCCCCGGCGGAUCAAACGAGCGCUAGAGGAGAGCGCAGGGUCAGGCAAGCAGCUGCGAGGCUGGAUCGAUGUGGAGCAGCUGGGCAACCGACCAAGAGAGGGGCUGUAUGAGGGGAUACGACGAGGGCUGACUGAGUCUCAAGUGCUGGUAGUAUGCAUGAGUAACGAGUAUGCCAUGAGCAGGAACUGCAGCAUGGAGUGCAGAUAUGCUCUGCUGCUCAACAAACCUGUCCUGCUAGCCCUUGUAGGAAGUGAUGACAACUCUCCCUUGCCUCCUGCCUGGAAGUCAACUGAGACUGGACUGUUGACAAGCCACCUUUGGUCUGAGAUUAGCAAACAGGAAGAGCUGUUCUUUGACUUCAGGAGGGUGCGGAGCAAGUCACAGUUUGAUGCGAUCAUAUCGAGUUUGAAGAGAAAGAUUGAAGAGAUGCAACGGAACGACCAGGAAGCAAGUGAAACGCGAGCAGGUCAAGAGACGUCACCCACGACUAUCGAUCUGUCAGAUUCAGUGGAGGAGCAGAUGAAGUUUGGGAGGAGGAUGGCUAUUCAGUUCUUUCGCAGUCACUCUUCCUUCGGGUCUACCUUUCCCGUCCUCUGGGUCAUCCAGUGGCAGCCGAAGGCUCAAGACACCCUCACAGCCUUCGACGCGUGGGAGGACAACGACUACUUCUUGCGCCCUGUCUCUGAGACCCCCGACGCAUGGGUGCUCGUGCCUCGUGCUCGGUUCAGGAUUGACGACGCGCGUCAUCGCAUCAAGAGCUUGUCUUCCCUGCUCUUCCUCGUGGUCCGAUGCCUUGCUGUCCUCCAACAAGGCGUCCUGUGCUCUCUCAGCAAGGUUGAAGACUCCAAGGGCGAGACUUCGGCGAUGAAGAAGUUCCUGCGGUACGAGGAGUUGGAGGUUUUCCUUGAGGGCAGCAGCAAGGGAAUGGUCGGGAGGGCAGAAGCGAUUAGAGAGUCUCUUCAGCUGAUCCACAACCUCGUCAAGAGCGACGACUCGUGGAGCUCGAGCUCGUCUGAGCUCAAACUCGAGGUCUUGCCGAGCAAAGAAGUCUUCUGGAGCUUUUGGAGCAAAGACCUUGUCCGAGAUACAAUCGAUGCAGACUGGUUGGUCGAGUGGACGAGGCGAUCUAACCAACUGGAGGAGGGAGGGAGGAGGAGCAGGCCGAGGGGCGUCACUUUGGAUGAGCAAGUCAUGAUGGCAGAGACCUCAGUCGUACCAUCAGAUGUCACUGAUGAUCAGUCGAACAUCAAGAGAUUGAAGCAGAUUCUUUCACGACAAGAGCUCUUGCUCAGUAAGUUCCCUCAGACUAGCAUCAAGUGA